UACUCCCACGAUGUGCCUAACACUUGCUUGGUUUGCUUUCAUUUCGGGUUAGGUUACAAAUCACAAUUUCAAUAAACAACACGUACAUUUCUCGUAAUACAUCGUAAACAUGGCCACUGCAAUGAAAAAGGAGCUCUUCAAAGCGAAGAAGGUGGCACAUCCAAACAGCAGAAAAACCAUCGCGAUUGCAAAAAGGACCAAAAAAAUAUCGAACAGACAGAAGGCAAAGAUGAGUGGCUUGAUAAAACAGAGCUUAGUCGGAGAGAAGAUGAUGUGGUUGAAAGAACAUAUGGUUCCAGAUACAUGUCCUUAUACUCCAGAGCUGACUGCUCGGUUGUUAGAACUGUACAUAGCGAGAAACGAUGAUGAAAUGGAGCAGAUCAUGAUCAAGAGAUCCAUCGGUGGCAAGAGAAAUAGACAGCACGCCAGCAGAGAAGACGCGAUACGAAUGACCAAGGAGAGAGAACAGGAAGAGUACAAUACCUGUGGAAUAGAAAUUCCUGAUAUUCUGAACACAGCUCAGUGCGAAAUGCUGAGAAACUGGGACGGUGAUCUCAGGUACUUGACCAAUUUCAAGUUCAGAAGAUUCGGCAGAAAGCAUCUGAGCGAAACGUUGCAGAAAGGAAGCAGGGAACCGAAAAGAGAAACGACCAAUCAUCGACAGAGAAAGGCAUUAGGCGAAAUAGAAAACUCUGAGCAAGUUUAGCCUAAUAAUAGCGAGAAUCAAUUAGAACAAGUUAAUUCUGCAGAAAAUAAUCGAUCGGAGGAAUGUUCAAUGCAGAUAGAAUAAAUUUUAGAUACACAUCCUGUA
Messenger RNA from Ceratina calcarata, 811 nucleotides. RefSeq names its product translation machinery-associated protein 16. Lineage: Eukaryota; Metazoa; Arthropoda; Insecta; Hymenoptera; Apidae. The transcript has 5 exons. Bases 110 to 706 code for a protein of 198 amino acids. Gene Ontology annotation, cellular component: nucleus. The record is from RefSeq and is a predicted model, not a curated record.